GGCCCUCCUUCACUCUCUCCUUAGAAUGCAGAUGUUUCAGUCCUUUUUACUUUUGAGGUAGUAGAAAGAGCUUCCAGCUGCUAGAGAUCUACUGACACCUCUAAGAAACAGAACUAACACUAUUUGAAUGAUGCUAUGUACCGAGAAACCACUUUCACAUACAUUAUGUCAUUUCAUCUUCACCCCACCUCCAAAUGAGGUAAGCAGAGGUUAUCCCUAUUUCAUGGAUGAGUUAACUGAGGCUCAGAGAGGUGACUUGCCCAAGGUGACUCAACUAGUAAAUGGCAGAGAUGAGACUCAAACGCAGGUCUGAUUAUCCCAAAGUUCUUAUUGCUUUAGAUACACUUCUUUGACUCUAGGAGUUCACAAAUGAAAUAAGGAGACAGGAGGUUAGGAGGCAGAAUACGUGGGCUCUGGAGGGGAGGAGUGGUCUCUCCUGGAGGGGUGAAGCACAGCCAGGGGUAUAAAACCACACCCCUUAGGGAACUGUGGCAGACUGAUACUUGGGACACCCAAUGGACGACUGUGAGGUCAGGGGCGGGGCUAGCUCCAGGGUAGGGGCGCCCAGGAGCCCCAACAGCAGUUCAGAGCAUGCGGUGUCCAGGAGGAAGCUACAACCGGCUUGAGAAUAUGCUGUUCCUCCCUCCACUUUUCACCAUGGACCCCACACUGUGGCCCUUCUCUCAGAACCUCUGAGAUUGGUACCCAGGCAAGGCACAAUGCCCAUGUCCCCAACAAGACUGCCUAGUCCCUAUGGCUCUGAUCGGCUGGUACGGCUAGCAGCCAGGCUCCGGCCAGCACUGUGUGAUACCCUGAUCACAGUGGGGAGCCAGGAGUUCCCUGCCCACAGCCUGGUGCUGGCAGGUGUGAGCCAGCAACUGGGUCGCAGGGGUCACUGGGCUCUGGUGAAAGGCAUCAGCCCUUCCACCUUUGCCCAACUUCUGCACUUUGUUUAUGGGGAGAGCCUAGAGCUGCAACCUGGGGAACUGGGGCGCCUUGAGGAGGCAGCCAGAGCAUUAGGGGUGCAGUCCCUGGAAGAGGCAUGCAUGAGGGCUCGAAGAGAUACAGCCAGAGAAGAGGUGGGUCCAGGGCUGAAGGAACAACAGGAGGAGCCAGAGAAACCCACAAGGGAUUCUAUGAGAGGAGUGGGGGGCUUUGGAGAGAAGCAGAGACCACAGAAGUUUGUUAGAGCUGGUGGGAAAGAACAGGAGACGUUGCACAGGCACAGGCCACCAAGAGAGAGCCCUGAGAUGGCAGAGGCAACUCUGGAGGAUCAAGGGGAGCAGAUGAGACCAGAGGAGAAACUCAACCAAUCCCCUGUUGGCCGCAGAGGAGCAAAUGGGAAGCAAGAAGUGAUCAUGUGGGUGAGGGAGAGUCCAGGGGGCUCUGAGGAAAGUCUGCGGGAGUUCCCUGGCCCCCUUCCCCCACCAGGUUCCCUCCAAACCGGCAUCACCCCUAGGCCCUGGUGGGCUGAGGCCCCUUGGUUGGGGGAGGGCCAGCCUGCCCUGUGGAGCAUCCUGCUGUUGCCGCCCAGAUAUGGCACUCCCUUCUCCCAUAGCACCCCCAUGACUGCAGCCCGGCGGGAGGUCUGGCCUCAGGACCAGAGGAUCCCACUGUCCCUGAACCUCCACAAAGGCCUCUGGAACCAGAACCAGUUGGCCUCCUGCAGCCCCACCCCAGGUUCCCUCCCCCAGGGCCCCACACAGCUCAGCCCUGGGGAGAUGGAAGAGUCUGAUCAGAGGCACACAGGUGAACUUGCAACCUGUGUGGGUCAUGUGGGCACAGCAAGCCACGCAUCUCAACAACACCCUCCCCCACCCCCUCCUGCUCGGUCUCGGCCCUAUUCUUGUUCUGUCUGUGGAAAGAAGUUUUCACUCAAACAUCAGAUGGAGACGCACUACCGUGUCCACACAGGAGAGAAGCCCUUCUCCUGUAGCCUCUGUCCCCAGCGCUCCCGGGACUUCUCAGCCAUGACCAAGCACCUGCGGACGCACGGGGCCGCACCCUACCGCUGCCCUCUGUGCCAGGCCGGCUGCCCCAGCCUGGCCUCCAUGCAGACGCACAUGCGCGGCCACUCGCCCAGCCAGCUCCCGCCGGGAUGGACCAUUCGCUCCACCUUCCUCUACUCCUCCUCCUCCUCGAGGCCAUCUCGGGCCUCGACCUCUCCCUGUAGGCCCCCUUCCUCAACCACCUGACAGGGUGUCAGUAGCUUCUUUGGCUUCAGCCACCGUACAGAAUAAAAGAUGGGCCGGCGGGCCGGCUAGGCUUCUGACCUCGCACCGCGGCUACGGCAGCCUAGCAAACUCUGCUCCAAGAAGCGUCGCAGGAAGGGCGCCAAGAGCCCUCUCCCAGAUGACCGCGGGCCACAGAAACCUGGGCCAGCGAGCCCGUGUGGGGUGAGGGCAGUGAAGUGUGCACGAGUGAAGGUUAACUGUGCGGGGACUGGCGGUUCAUCACCAAAAUAAAGAGUUUCCU
Balaenoptera acutorostrata (minke whale) is the source of this 2475-nucleotide messenger RNA. It is a transcript of the gene ZBTB32, whose product is annotated as zinc finger and BTB domain containing 32. Gene Ontology annotation, cellular component: nucleus. Gene Ontology annotation, biological process: regulation of transcription by RNA polymerase II. Lineage: Eukaryota; Metazoa; Chordata; Mammalia; Artiodactyla; Balaenopteridae. The coding region runs from base 720 to 2195 and encodes 491 amino acids. Gene Ontology annotation, molecular function: RNA polymerase II cis-regulatory region sequence-specific DNA binding; DNA-binding transcription factor activity, RNA polymerase II-specific; protein binding. The transcript has 6 exons. The record is from RefSeq and is a predicted model, not a curated record.